CAGUGGUUUUAAAACGCGACUGACGCGAAAAAGAUGUCGUUUUUCUUCACCUUUUACUGAAAGGAUCCCAAAGAGUGAACGAGUCAUGGGCGAAAGGAAUGCGCCAGUUGCGCUCCUCCAGGUGUUCCUCCUGGCGCUGUUUUGCGCGCAGUCGCUCGGACGGGUCUUCAACCUGACCCUGUCCGUGAAGGAGGGCCUGCCCGCUAAAACCAUCGUUGGAGAUCUGGGAGCGGUCCUGAGCGCGCCGAGCACCGGCUUCUUCAUCUCAGAGAGCAGAGACUCGUAUGUGUUCAGAGACCUGGAGAUAGACGCGGACACGGGCAUCAUCUCCACGGUGGCGGGCCUGGACAGGGAAAGCAGAGACCGGUACGAGUUCGUGGCAGCUACUCUCACAGGAGAGAUGAUACGGGUGAGGAUAGAGGUGGAGGACGUGAACGACCACUCACCUGUGUUUCCCAGAAAGGAAGUGGAGCUGGGAAUCUCAGAGCUGAGCCCACCAGGGAGUCGCUUUCCGCUUGAAGGCGCAGCAGACCGGGAUGAGGGGGAGUUCAGCACGCGGGGAUACAGGAUCAGAGAGAGUGAGAUGGAAGAAUUGUUCCAUUUGGAUUUUCGAAUCGGAUCUGAGAAGCAGCACAGCCUGGAUCUGGUCCUGAACAGCAGAGUUGACAGAGAAACACAGGACUACUACACUCUGACCAUUGAGGCCUUUGAUGGGGGGAUCCCAGCCAGAACUGGGACAGUCCAGGUUGACAUCCGCAUCCUGGAUGAGAAUGACAACCCUCCUGUGUUCAACCAGAGUGAAUACCACAGCUCAGUACGUGAGGAUGCUCCCAUCGGGUCCAUUGUCUCCCAGGUGCUGGCCAGCGACCGUGACCUGGGUGACAACAGCAGGAUCACUUAUGAGAUCAAUAGGCGGCAGAGUGACCAUAACCAUGUGUUCUCCAUUAACGAAACCACAGGAUUUAUUUAUUUGAACAAGCCGCUGGAUUUUGAAAUUCAACCGUUUCACGAGCUGAUUGUCAGAGCCAGAGACGACGGUGCUCAGCCUGAGUACAGCAGCACCUUUGUUGGUGUCAAGGUGCUUAACAUCAACGAUAACAGCCCCACCAUCAGUGUGCUGUUCCUCAGUGAGACAGGAGAAGCUGUGGUGUCAGAGGCAGCCGCCGUUGGAGAAUACGUGGCCCGGAUUUCUGUGUCAGAUCCAGACCUGGAGGAGCAUGGAAUCACUGUAUCUCUUGAGGGAGGAGAUGGGAAGUUUACCCUCAAGCAAACAGAUGAUUUUCUGUUUGCGUUGUGUGUCAACUCUGAGCUGGACAGGGAAGGAAAGGAUCUGUAUGAGCUGAAGGUGCAAGCAUCUGAUUCUGGAAGCCCUCCUCUGAGCAGUGAGACACUUCUCCUCCUGAAGGUGUCUGAUGCCAACGACUGCCAGCCGGUCUUUGAACAGGAAGUGUACACUGUCAACAUUGCUGAGGAUGCUCCUGAGGGGAGUUCCCUCAUACGAACAAGGGCCCGGGACGCUGACGAAGGCGUCAACUCAAACAUCAGAUACUCCAUCCUGAAGUCACACCAGGACGGCCUGGUUGCCAUUGACCUGACCUCUGGCCUGGUUACCACAGCCGCAGGCCUCGAUAGGGAGACUCAGAUGGAGGUGUGGUUCCUGGUGCUGGCAGAGGAUGGAGGGGAGCCAUGUUUGUCGUCUACAGCUACAGUCACAGUGCUGGUGGAGGAUGUGAAUGACAACGAGCCAGUGUUCCAGCAGCAGCUCUACAACGUGUCCAUACCUGAGCACAUGGACGCUGGAAGCUGCUUCUUACAAGAUAUCGAUCGGGACGACGGGACGAGUGUCCAUGACAUUUUAAUCAAAGCUGAAGAUCCAGGAGGCCUGAGUGCUCAAACAUAUGUUCACAUUGAGAUACAAGACUUAAAUGACAACCCUCCAGUGUUCAGCCCUGAGGAGUACACCGUGAGCGUCAGCAGCCACGCACCGCCUGGUACCGAGGUGGUCAACGUUAUCGCUACGGACCAGGACUCCGGCCGGUUCGGACAGGUUACCUACGAAAUUCAUCCAGGAGACAUGUCCAGUUUGUUUACACUGGAUAGACACACAGGAAUGCUCUUCUUGAACUCUUCUCUGACACACUUGGGUGCAGCCAGCAUGAAGAUCCUAAUAACAGCGCAGGAUGGAGACGGCUUGUCUUCAGCCAGACCCGCAGAGGUCACUAUCAACGUUGUCCAAAGUGCUGAGGCUCCCGCUGUGUUCCUGAGGUCGCGCUACACCUUCACAGUGCCUGAAGACGCACCGCUGGGAACAUCUGUGGGAACAGUGGAGGCCAGCAGCCUGAGCGAUGCUACAGAGCCCGUUUCUUACCGAAUCUCUUCUGGAAACCUUCACAGUUGGUUUUCUGUCCAUCCAAAGUCUGGUGUGAUCAAUACCAUCAAACCUCUGGACCAUGAGUCUCAGCCUUAUGCCCUGCUGUUCCUUCAGUCCUACACAGACACUUCUCCUAUUUACAGCACCACCCAGGUCAACAUCACCAUCACUGAUGUCAAUGACAAUGCCCCUGUGUUUCCCAAGAGGAGAGACACCAUCACUGUUUCUCGAAGCACUCGGCCUGGAACAGUGCUGUUCAUCGCUCACGCACAUGACCAUGACAGUGGUGCCAAUGGCAUAGUGCAGUAUCAUCUGAAAAGCAGCAGAAGUGAAGUGUUUGCCAUUGACUCAAACCUUGGAAUGGUUAGACUUAAUAAAAGCUUACAUGUGCUCCAACAUCAAAGAUACAACCUGGAAAUCUUGGCGAAAGACGAAGGAAAACCUUCCCUGAGCUCCACCCUGACCCUUUCGGUUAACAUUGACCACACAGCUGCAGAUGAUAGCCUGGCCUUUGAGACGCUGGUCUACCAGGUGGAGAUAGGGGAAGGCUACCGCAAAGACUCCCGCGUCAUCCAGGUGAGGGCGCACCGCACCCGAGGGUCUCACACUUCAAACUCAGGCCUCACUUACUGCUUGGAAGCCGAAACUGGAUUCCCUCUGCCUCCUUUUCGCAUCCACCCAAAGUCUGGAUGGUUGUAUCUCUCCAGGAAUCUUGACUUUGAGACCGAGUCAAGAUAUCGUUUUCAGGUGUUGUCCACCUCCGGAGAGGCUUCACUGGCCAAUGUCACAGCAACAGCAAUGGUGACUGUACUGGUGCUGGACGUCAAUGACAAUCCCCCAGUGUUCAGCAGUGAUGUGUACUACUUCACUGUAUCAGAGGGGUCAUCUCCACAAGGCCUGGUGGGAACAGUCAGAGCCAAAGAUAAGGAUUCUGGGAAGAACAGCCAGCUGUCCUACAUCCUCCUCUCAGAUGGGAAAUACUUCCGCAUCAAUGCUAAAACAGGUGAAAUCAUCAACUGGGUGGCGCUGGACCGGGAGCAACACAGCCAGCACAGCCUGACCGUUAUGGUGACAGACCAAGGUCACCCUCGUCUCAAUGCCACUGCCAAUGUUCAUGUCCUGGUUACUGACAUCAAUGACAACACUCCACAGUUUAAUCAUCUGCCUUCCAACAAAGAGCUGAAUGUUCCUAUAUGUGCAGGUGUACCUGUAGGAUUCUUGGUGACCAACAUGUUUGCCAAAGACUUGGAUGCUGGAGAGAAUGGAACCGUCACCCAUUCACUAGUAACAGUUGGAUCAGAGGAGAAUGGUCUCAAGCACUUUGAGAUUGACAGUAAAAAUGGAGACAUCAGAACCACGCAGCUCUUCAGUCAGAGAACGGAACCAUUUUACACUCUGAAGAUAACAGCCAGGGAUGGUGGAGCCCCAUCUCUGGAGGACACAGCAGUGGUUCACAUACAGGUUUAUGGGUUGGAGGAUGAGUACGGCAGCUCAGAUCACCAAGCAGUGAGGCAUUUCUCGGUUAGGGAGGACGCCGAGCCUGCAACGGUCUUCGGCUCUGUCAGCGUUUCGGAUAAAGACAGGUUUCAGUAUAGCAUCACCGAGGGAGACGGGAGCAUUUUCUUUGGAAUCGACGGCACGUCUGGCGACAUCUACGUCAACCAGCCGCUGGACUAUGAGUCUGCCAAGCAGUACUUCCUGGUGGCUCGAGUGGAAGACAUCGGUGCAUCUGUUGGCUUGAACAUUUCCAUUCUGGUGAGCGUCACGGUGGAGGAUGUGAACGACCACGCCCCCUGGUUCCCCGACAAACUGCUGAUGUUCGGUCUGAGGGAAGACGCCGCCGUUGGAUCGCUGGCCUUUGAUUUUCAUGCCAGAGAUGCAGAUGGGACUUUUGCAAACAGUGCCCUUCGCUACACUCUGACCUUUGACCCUGAAGUCAGUGGAUCACCCCCACACUUCCCCUUUCACAUGAACUCACACACAGGUGCAAUGACAGUUGCGGCACCGUUAGACCAUGAGAGCACGCCGACGUUUGUUUUCACUGUCGCUGCCACAGACCAGGCAGAGAGGAUGGACGAGCGUAAACAGACGUCAGUGACGGUCCGGCUCCUCCUGCUGGACGUGAACGAUAACCGGCCUGUGUUCGUGUCUGCUCACUCGGUGCAGCUGAUGGAGGACACGGAGGUGGGCAGUCUGCUGCACCAUUUUGUGGCAAUAGAUGGUGAUCAAGGGGAGAAUGGACUGAUCUCCUACUCCAUUAUAAAUGGAAACAAGAAGGGAUUCUUCUCACUGGAAGAGAAAACUGGCCUUCUGUUUCUCUCUGCCCCUUUGGACUAUGAGACCCAGCGUGUCCACCGUCUGACAGUCCGAGCAGCGGACCAGGGCGUCCCCUCUCUGUCCUCCACCCAGACCCUGACGGUGGAGGUGGGAGAUGUUAACGACCAACCCCCCAUCUUCAGUCAGACCACCUAUGUUACUAGUGUGGUGGAGAAUAAAGGCCCUGGAGAGCCACUGCUCAGAGUCUCUGCCUCUGAUAUGGAUUCAGAGGACAACGCCGUGGUGUGGUUCAGCCUGCUGCCGGGCCCCGGCUAUGAGCUGUUCAGCAUCAACCCGUACACUGGUCUGAUCACCACCACCACCCACCUGGACCGAGAGCAGGAACAACAUUUCACCCUCAGAGUCCAGGCUCGGGACAACGGUUUCCGUCCUCUGUCGGGGACAGCCACUGUCUUGUGCUCCAUCCUGGACGACAACGACAACCCUCCAGAGUUUAUGCAGCCACUGUUCCAGAUCAGCCUGCCAGAAAAUCUUUCUCCUGGAGUUAUACAUACAGCUCUUGCCUCUGACUCUGAUCUGGGAGAAAACGGCACCAUCCACUAUUCUAUACUAGGUGAGGACUACGGAGGCCGAUUCACAAUCAACAGUGAGACCGGAGCGGUCAGCACCAUGCAGGCUCUGGAUCGGGAGGAAAUUCAGAACUACACUCUCACCAUUCAGGCUCAGGAUUCGGGCCCCGCUCCUCUCAGCUCCACCACGCAGCUUCUCCUUCUCCUGCUGGACCAGAACGACAACGCCCCCUCCUUCAGUCCUGAGAGCUACCACGCCUCCGUCAGCGAAGGCUUACCGCCUGGGGCAGAGGUCUUGCAGCUGACCGCCUUUGAUCCCGACGAGGGACCCAACGGAGAAGUGACCUACACCCUGACAGACGACAACAGCCAGGGGACUUUUUCGGUGGACCCCUUCACCGGAGUGGUCCGCACCACCAGGUCUCUGGACAGAGAGAGCCGGGCUCUGUACACCCUGAAAGCCGUGGCCACAGACGGCUCGGCUCAGGGCCCACUGAGCUCUGUGGCUUCACUGACCAUUCUGGUGGACGACAUCAACAAUAACGCUCCCAUCUGUGACCAAAACCCACUUCAUGCCUGGGUCUCCAUUAGGACCCAACCAAAUCAGAUAGUGACCACAGUAGUUGCUACAGACGCUGACCAGGGAGAGAACGGGACGGUCCAGUUCAGGUUUUCAGGCGAGGAGAGUAUGUUUGACAUCAACUCUGCUUCAGGAGAGAUUUCACUCAGGAGGCGAGUGAGGGCGGGUUUCUCUGGCAGAAAGCUGGAGGUCCUGGUCUCAGACAGAGGACGUCCUCCGCUGACCGCCACCUGCCUGCUGUUGGUCCAUCUGAAGGGAGAGCAUGACGGGCUUCAGUUCACAAACAAAGUGUACAACGCUACCAUCAAGGAGGACAGCAGAGCAGGUACUUGGAUUACAAAAGUGGAGGCCAGUGACGACACCAACGGCAGACAGAGGAUAACUUACACCAUAUUUAGUGGCAACGAGAAUGCAGCGUUCUCCAUAAACCGCUACACAGGUGAGAUCCGAGUGCAGAAGGAAAACUCCCUGGACUUCGAGGUGAGCCCUCAGAUCCAGCUGGUGGUUCUGGCUGACAGCGGGCUGCACACGGCCCACUGCAGGGUCUCCGUCACGCUGCUGGACGUCAACGAUAACGCACCGCUGUUUGAACUCAGCAACUACAGAACGGCUGUUUGGGAGGGACAAGUUCGUAACACCUACGUCAUGCAGGUGUUUGCCUCUGAUGCUGACAGCAGUGAAAACGGACAGAUUGAGUAUACCUUCCUGUCAGGAAACAUUAAUGAAGCUUUCAUUCUGGACUCUGUGAGAGGGAUCCUUGCUACCAACGUUCUGCUGGACCGUGAAAUAACUCCCUCUUACAGGCUGAUUCUGCAGGCAGCAGACAAGGGGAAUCCUCCACUGAGCAGUACUGCCACCGUCAGAGUCCAGGUGGUGGACGUCAACGACAACAGCCCUGCCAUCCCACCCAUGGAGCCCGUCUAUAUAUAUGAAAAUCUACCAGCAGGUUAUGUGGUCACCCAGGUGACUGCGAAUGAUGUGGACCUCGGUUCAACCAUCACCUACAGUUUUUUAAACAGCAACAUCACCAGCAACCCCUUCGCUAUUGACCGCUAUACGGGUGUGAUCACGCUGACCCGACCUCUGGACUACGAGGCGGUGACAGAGUUCACUCUGACAGUGUCUGCGUCGGACUCGCUCCAUCAAACCAGUGGACAGGUCAAAGUUCACGUUUUGGAUGCCAACGACAACAGUCCGGUCUUCACACGGGUCUCCUACCAGGUGGAAGUGUCAGAGCUGGUCUCAGCUGACACUUUAGUUGUGAAUGUUGCUGCUACUGACAGAGAUUCUGGUCUCAAUGGGAAGAUCAGUUACAGACUCCUUUCUUCUCCUCUUCAUGCCUUCUACAUCCAGAAAGAUAAUGGUUCUAUUUUCACCAACAAGCCGUUAAAAACCAUCACAAACAGCAACAUGCUCCAUCUUCUGGUUGAGGCGAGAGAUGAGGGUGAACCCGUUCGAUCCACAGUCACCUCUGUGGCCCUGGUGCUUGUAGAUGCAAACGACCAUAAACCUUUGUUUCACCAGGAUGUUUACACACUCACCACUGCUGAAGAUACACCCCCAGAAACCACGCUGCUCACAAUUUCUGCACAGGAUGAAGAUUGGAGCCCAGAAAACACUCAUUUGGACUACGCCAUCGUCGGCGGAAAUGAAGAAAAGCGAUUCUGUUUAGAAGUGAAAAAGAUUCCCUUUGAAAAUCAAAUGAAAAAUGUCGGACGGCUGGUUUUGUGUAAUGCCUUGGACCGUGAGACAACUGAGUAUUAUGAAUUGACAGUUAGCGUUUCUGAUCGAGGAACGCCUCCCCUGAACAGCUCAUCGAUCAUUAAAGUGACUGUUACUGACUGCAAUGACAAUGCUCCGGUCUUCUCCAGUGCAGAGUACCACGCAGAGGUGAGUGAAAGCAGCCAGAUAGGAACCAGCUUGGUCCACAUUAGUGCUCUGGAUCCUGAUCUUGGUGUCAAUGGCCUUGUGCAUUAUGAAAUUAUUUCUGGGAACAGUAAAGGUCACCUCAAGCUGGACCCCCAGUCUGGUAUUUUGAUGGUCAACCAAUCACUUGAUUAUGAGGAGCAUUUAAGGUAUAUCCUCACCAUCAGAGCUACCGAUGGGGGCCAGGCAUCAGAAAACCAAAACAUGGCUUUUGCAGUCAUCUUUGUUAAUGUUCUGGAUGAGAAUGACAACACUCCAUUCUUCAUGUUCCCCUCAGUUACCUGCUCAGUGCUGGAAAACCUCCCAGCAUUCACCCAUACAUGUUCUGUUCAUGCUGUUGACAAAGACUCUGGGCCCUAUGGCCUGCUGACCUACUCAAUUCUGUCCUCUUGCUUCAUGGACUAUGGCAGUGGAAGCCCAGAGAGGAAGGAGGCCUUUGCCAUUGAUGCCCUUACUGGUGACAUUCACACCAGACAAACAUUUGACUAUGAACGUGAGAGUGAGUACUGCUUUGUAGUGGAGGCCAAAGACAAAGGUGACAAAUCAGCUACGGUUAGAGUCCAAGUAGCCAUUAAGGGAGUGGAUGAGUUCAGUCCCAUCUUCACUCAGAAGCAGUACCACUUCCUUCUUCCAGAAAAUCCCAACACCGGGAAGACAGUCGGUUUUGUGAUGGCAAUGGACCAUGAUGGAGGAGUGGACGGGCUGGUAGAGUACUCGCUUUUGACUCCAUCUCCAUUUUUUUCAAUUAACAAAACAAUUGGAGCUAUCUUUGUGUCCGGUCCCGUGUAUCGCAGAAGAAUCAGCCAUGCAAGUGAGGAUCUGGUGGAACUGGUCGUGUCUGCAGGUAGUCCCAGACUGGGUUCCAGAACAACAACUUGCUUAGUUUUUGUCAAUAUCUCCAGCUCAGCCGAAGCACUUAUUGGGGUUCAGCUUGGUUCCCACAUAUUUAGUCUGAGUGUGUCGCUGCUUUUGUUCCUCUUUGUCCUAGUUAUCUUUGUGGGCUUGAUUCUCAGAUGUAAAGUUAAAGAAGCUGUCCUGAAAAAGGCCUCUGCCAUUGCUGCACAGUUGAACCAUGGUACUGACUCAUCCGGUGAAUCAAACAGCCAGAUGCACAGAAACGUUUCCUUGCAGGAGUUAACGCAAGUCGAAGGUUUUGUUGCAAAGAGAGACGUCUCUAACCCAUACACCCAGUCAGAUUCAAGUGGCCGUGGAUCAGCAGAGGGUGAGACAGCUGAGGAUCAGGAAAUCAAGUGGAUCAAUGAGUUUCCCUGUUAUAAAAGAGAGAAAGUCAACAAGCUUACCACAGUGAUCCCCAACUCCACCAUACCAGUUGAUAAGAUCUCCUGCCACUCUAUUGACGUAGGGCCAGAACAUAUUUUAACUCUUACUAAAUGUUUAGCACAGGGCAUAGCAAGCACAGAAAGUCUCAACCAUUUCCAAGAAGAGGGAGGAGGGGAGGGAUUACUGCCUGCAAUACUUAGAGUUAAAGAUUUAGAGGAUUCCAUGGGGGCAAGAGGGUAUGCCCCUCUCUCCAAGGCUCAAGCUUCUGCAGAUUCUCUGACUUCACUGGUGUGCCUUGAAGAGCCACUGGAGGGUAGCUACAGCUGGGACUUCCUUUUAGACUGGGAACCACGCUUUCACUCUCUGGCUGCUGUGUUCACUGAUAUAGGUAUGCUUCCUGAUGAGGAGCUUCAAGGAGGCCAUGAGGACUUUGCUACAGAGUCAAGUUCUCUCAUGUACCCUCCGCCUCUCAUAACCGGAGUGGCUCAGCCAGGCAUUCGGACUGUUCCUCCGAGAAAACCUGGACGAGUACCAACACUGAGGAGGAAGCCUUCCUACCCUAAAUAUGCUUAUUCUCCAUUAGCCAGGAACACAGGACUCACCCCAUCAGCUAUGACACCCACUUUCACCCCAUCACUGUCUUCUCUCACCAUUAGGACCCCCAGCUCCUCACCAGUUGUCUCGGACACAGGAGUUGGAGGGAUUAGACUCGACUCAGGGCCCCAUACUGCAAGUCUUUUGGAGGCUGAAAUCCAAGUGUAGGCAUGAACCAUUUUAAAUGUAACAAUGAAUCCAGUGCUCCAUAGAUCACUUGAAAUAUUCUGGAGAUAUACUGCACAGUUAGUUAUUGACAUUUUAAAAUGUGCCUGACCAUUUGUCCAGCAUCAUCCAAAUGCCUGUUAUCUAUAAAAGUUCUUCUUAGACCAAAAGUGGAUUCCACGAGCCACACAACAUUUUUAUGAUGCAGUGAAGAAAGCGCAAUCUAAUCCCUUCCAGUGUAAACGUGCAUGCAGCUCGGUGGCACCUGCACACUUUGACUAAGCCCGCACUGCCAAAAGACCCAGGAUAUCUAUCAAAGUGCUCCGGAUUGUCCCACAAUGCUCUUUAAAAUAUAGCAUCUCACCACAUUUCCUGACCCUUAUUUAAUUUUCUGUCUCGCUAUAGCAUGGGCACUUUUGUUUUGUUUUUUUUUUACUUAUAGGAUAACAGAUCCAU
Molecule: messenger RNA, 10219 nt
Organism: Poecilia reticulata (guppy)
Lineage: Eukaryota; Metazoa; Chordata; Actinopteri; Cyprinodontiformes; Poeciliidae
Source: RefSeq, a predicted model, not a curated record